AGGGCGAAAACCGUCUUGCUUCACCUCUGUAAUUAUCAUGCCAAACGAAUUGACGCAUUUCGCUUUUAUUCCACAUUCUGACCUAAAUUACUUAGUUGUCUAAUAGUUCAGGAUGAUUGAUAGGUUUACAUAUUGUAAAUUAAUACAGUUUGUAGCGUUCGGCUCAGUGUGUUGUGGUAAAAGUUUGAAAGUGCACUCAGGAUAAAGUUGCUGCUGUAAACUUUGGUCCAAGAAGUGAUGCGAUGACUCAUAGUCUCUCUAAUUCCGAUAAACAUGGUCUACGCACUGUCACUGAAGAAAAGCUGAUGGUGGCGGUGCGCGUGCGGCCCCUGCGUUCGGAUGAAGGUCCUCGCAUCGUGCACGUGGUCAGCGAUAAGAUGCUGGUGUUGGAGGAGGAGGCGGACAGUCGGCGCGACGUGCUGCGCGUGCGACGGGGCAACGACAAGCACUACGUAUACGACCGCGUUUUUGGCGAGGACAGCACUCAGGAGGAUGUUUACGAAGCAGUAUGUGCGCCGUUGGUGGGCAACACCCUCAAAGGGUUUGCUGGAGCAGUGUUCGCGUACGGUGCUACUGGAGCGGGCAAGACGCACACCAUGACCGGUCUCAUGUCGAGGGCCCUCAGCCAUCUCUUCACCAGCAUCGCAGAAAGCGAGGAUUCUAAUGCUUAUGAGGUGAAAAUGUCAUACAUAGAGAUUUACAACGAGAACAUCCGCGACUUGCUGAACCCCGGCGCGGGUCCGCUGGAGCUUCGCGACGAGGGCGGAAGCGGAGCGCCCGUGGUGGCGGGGCUCAGCGAGGUGCGCGCGAGCAGCGCUGCGCACGUCGUCGAGCUGCUAGCCAGGGGAGACCGCGCCAGGACCGCGGAACCCACGCACGCCAACCAGCACUCUUCUAGGGGACACGCCUUAUUGAGUGUUACUGUGAGUUGUCCGGUGGAAGGUGGUACGCAGCGUGGACGUCUGUUUCUGAUCGACCUGGCAGGGUCGGAGCGCGCAGGGCUGCGCGCGCGCCGCCUCGAGGGUGCUCACAUCAACCGCUCACUGCUGGCUCUCGGGAACUGCAUCAUGGCGCUUUCUGGAGGAGCCAGAUAUGUGAACUAUCGCGACUCGAAGCUGACGCGGCUGCUGCGCGAAGUGCUGGGCGGGCGCUGCCGCACUGCGAUGGUCGCGCACGUCGCGCCUGGCCACCACCACCGCGACACCACGCGCUCCACGCUGCAUUAUGCCCAGAAAGCCUCCUCCAUCACUAACAGGGUUGAACGCGAAUUGGUAGAGACUCCGAUGCAUCUGUCACAGUAUCGUUCAGUUAUUAAUGAGUUGCGAGAGGAAAUAUCGCGGCUCAAACUCAAGAUGAAAGACGACCGUUCCAGUAGAUCGAAAGAAGACCUCCAGCUCAUAGGAGACGUGAGUAAAGAGGAGGACGCAGAGAGUGCGGCCCAUCUGAAAUCCUUGCGAGAGGCAAUCGUGUCCACAUUUAAGCAGCAAAUGCGCUUGCGGCGAAGGCUGAUGGAGCUGGACAGUCACCUGCUGGGCCUGGCGCUGGACGCGGAGCGCCAACACGCCACCAUCUCCCACUGGGAGGCGCGUUUCAACCGCCUCUACAAACCUAUUAGCAUGGCGGGAUCGCGGCUUAGCACUCAGCAGAGUUACAGAGGCGGCACAGGGCUGUCAAGUAGCGGUAGCGAGCGGGCGGAGGCCGAGGUGGCGGUGGAGCAGGCGUGGGCGGAGCUGGCGGCCGUCGAGCGCGAGCAAGAGAGCGCGCGCGCCGAGCGCGAGCGCGUCGAGCGCCAGCUCGAGCAGGUGCGCUUGCGGGGCGCGCAGCUCGAACAGGAACUGCCAGCCCGCAUCAACAGCGGUCCGGAGCGCGAGGUUCUGGCGCUGGUGUGCCGCGUGCACGAGCUGGAGGCGGACAAGUUGGCGCUGCAGGGCGAGCGUGCGGCGCGCGCGCACGAGCUGCGACGCCGCGACCUCGCGCUGCAGCGCCGCGACGCGCAGCGCCGCCUCUCCGACGAGAUCAUCACACGACAGCGGCGCGCGUUAGAAGAGCUGGGCGUCGGUGUGACCUCCGAGCUGGCCCAGAUGUACGAGUUGUACCAGCAGGAGAUCCACGCCUCCACCUACACGGAGAGCAACGACAUCUACACGCCGCCCUAUCCGUACCGCCUGCCGCCUAUUUCUACCAGCAUGUCAGAGCUGACGUGGUCGGAGAGCUCGAGCGGCUCGGCGCGCGGCUCGAGCUCGGGCUCGGGCGACCACCGCCUGCCGCGCCUCGCGCCUACGCCCCGCCCGCGCACGCGGUACAGCCAAGCGAGCGCAGCGACGCUGAAGCGAUACGCGAGCGACGACAGCCUGGUGACGGCGGCGCCGCGCGCGCCCGACCGCGGCGCGACCUGAACCGGCGCUAGAGAUUCACAAAUGUGUUGUAUGUGUCCCUAUCAUAAUGCCGGCUAUUCACUAUUGGCAAACGGUUCACCAGAUUUUGAUGUUUCGACGUACAUUGCUGGUUUUCCCUUGCGCUAAAUAAAUGCUCUUAUACAAACUAAGCAAUGUAUGUUCAUUCUAGUCGGCGUCUGUCUUAGUUCGAGUGUUGGUGGUCCCGUUCAAUGUGCAGAAAUUUAGGGUGAAAA
This is a messenger RNA of Plodia interpunctella (Indianmeal moth), 2629 nucleotides long. RefSeq names its product kinesin-like protein KIF19 (gene Kif19A). Gene Ontology annotation, biological process: microtubule-based movement. The record is from RefSeq and is a predicted model, not a curated record. The transcript is spliced from 14 exons. Bases 243 to 2396 code for a protein of 717 amino acids. NCBI's taxonomy places the organism in Eukaryota, Metazoa, Arthropoda, Insecta, Lepidoptera, Pyralidae. Gene Ontology annotation, molecular function: microtubule motor activity; microtubule binding; ATP binding.